GUCACUGCCAUUUGUAGCCAGGUGGUGGAGCCAUCUGCAGGCAACCACGGUAACCCCCCAGCUAUCGGAGAGUACUACUAGCCUUGUCUGAGCCAGAACGGCCAAUAGGGCACGAGCCGAUCUACUGUUUCAGUAAAGGGAUGCAGUUUUUGUUUACUUAGCGAAAUAAUUCAGAUCUAGAUUAAGUGUCUAGGAGGAGGGACUAGAGGUUGUUUCUAGACGUAAAUUUAGUUAUUGUGCCUGUCCCUGGUUUGGCCUGCCUGGACAGUUGUCCCACACUAUGAUCUCAUUCAUCAGGCCAGGCUAAUCUUCUCAACAGUAUCCUCUCAUCCAGAGGCCAUGUAUCACCCUCUGUUAUGUAAGACUCCUACACAAUUAGAUAUCUUUACAAAAGAGUACAAUUAAGCUGAAAAGGAGUAGAAUUGAGUCACAAUUUACAUAGGGGGGGUCUUUGUUUCACUGUGGAUGCAACCGCACAAUACAAUUACACAAUGUAACAGCACAGUAAUAUAAUGUUACUAGAGUCAUUACAGUGUAACUACACAAGAAAAAUCUAUGUAAAGUGUUACCAAAUAAAAGAUGCAUUGUGCCCUCAGAGGAUUCAACUAGACUGAAGUACUAAGCUGAUCAGAUAAUACAAGAGGUUACAGUAACCUUAAAUCCUUCAUGAACAACACAAUCAGUUAAGUGCAGGACUGUCAAUCCGCUAAUCAAUUUAUCCUCCUUACCAUGUCACACAUUCAUCAAUCAUCUGUUGUGAAAGCCAUUGUAAGCAACAUGUUCUACCCUACCAGAAGGUUCUACCCUACCAGAAGGUUCUAUCUUACCAGAGGGACCUCAAGAACACUUUCCCUUCCCAAUUACCAUUCAUUGUUUCAGAAUGGCCUGAGAUGCGUCAGUGUCUAUCUUUCCCUUCUUAGACGGAUCCAUAAUCAGCUUUCAAGUACCUCAGGUAAGCAAAUGAUGAUCGAACUUGACACUGUGCUUCCUAUUUCAUUCAGGUCCUGCCCCUUACCUGAAUAGGAUUCUUCUCAAUCUUCUCUACAGUGUCUGAACCUGGAUAUCACAGUCAAUGACAGUUGCUUCACUUUGGUUGUUAAUUCCAUCAACAAACAAAUGUACCAUAGGAUUUUCUUUGUGUGUAGGAUUGAUAUACAGUGUACCAUAGCACCCUGAAUGACUCAAUGAGAUUACAGUUCAUAUUUUGGUGUAAACAUACAUUGAUUUCUGAUCACAUGAUAUCUCUGGAUGAUUGAUUCGAAGACCGUAAUGAAAUGACUAACAAGUGUUAUCUCAGUGUGGUUAUGAACUGAAGGGAGUUCAAAUCUACAUGGUCAGAGAUGACCAGUCAUUUUUGCUCUAUUGGGAGGUGGAGUGGCCACUGGGGCUUUUGCCUGUUGAACCUAUUUGUACAGUAAUGAGAUUAGUGGGUUAAUCCAGGAGUCAGGAAUAGACCUACUGUUCUUCCUCCUGAGGGAGGUACAGUACAUGACUAAGGAGGAGAGAAGAGGAGCGUCCAGGGAGGUGUCUUAACGUCCAGAGCCAUGCCACGGUUCAACCUACACCUCUGAUGAUCCUCCUUUCUCUGACACCUCUCAACGGAGGCAGCCCAGGAUGCUGUAUUUCCAUAGAUCAAAAUACCUGUUCCUGGUGAGAUACAUGGCACUGCCAGUCCAGAGAUGAGCAUAACAAAUGCAGUAGAUGGUGUCGUUGCCAAACCCUACUUUCCAGAGAUAAUCCAGGCUGAUUAACUGAAGACCCGUGGUGGUGCCGGAAGACUAAAGCUUAGAUUUACAGCAUCUGAGCAGACUGCUGUCUGUGGUCCAACGUGGGCAUGUGGAGUCGUUUUAGGUUGAUGUCUGAAGAUGCUGACGAUCACUAGCUCCACAUCCUUGUUGCUACAGGUGCACUGCCAUGGCAGUGGAUGUCUGCCUGGGUAUUCCGUCAUCUAGUACUCCACCCUCAGACAAGCAGUGGAGUCCCCUACCGCUACAUGGAGUCAGUCAGGACCCCCCGGGCGAAUUACACGUUGGUCGGGGAGGUGAUACGUCAUGUCAUACCUGGAGCCACACAGUGCUCCAUAGGGUGUGGAGGUCUGAACUGCAAGUAUGAGGACCCUGACCGCUGGAGCGAGGACAAGCAAGCCAUCAAAGGCCUCUAUUCCUCCUGGGUCACAGAGAACCUACUUGCCAUGGCCAGGCCCUCUACUGCAUUAAUAGAAAAGUACAACAUCAUUGACCAAUUUAAAAGAUGUGGCCUAAAGACGGUGAUAAACCUGCAGAGACCAGGGGAACACGCCAGCUGUGGUCCCAACACACUGGAACCAGAGAGUGGAUUCUCCUACCGACCUGAGGUGUUCAUGGAGAAUGACAUAUAUUUCUAUAACUUUGGAUGGAAUGACUACGGGGUGGCCUCCCUCACAUCCAUCCUGGACAUGGUGAAAGUCAUGUCCUUUGCGAUGCAGGAGGGGAAAAUGUCUGUCCACUGUCAUGCUGGUCUGGGAAGAACAGGUGUGUUGUUAGCGUGUUACCUGGUCUUCGCCACGAGGAUGACCGCUGACCAGGCCAUCGUGUUUGUACGCUCUAAACGUCCCAACUCCAUCCAGACCAGAGGUCAGCUGUAUUGCGUGCGGGAGUUUGCCCAGUUCCUGGUCCCCAUCAGGAGUAUUUUCUCCUGCGCUGAGCCCAGUACUAACCCAGUCACCCUGUCCCAGUUCCUGACCCGCCAGAGACACAUGCUGCACGGCUAUGAGCGACGGGAGCUCAGGCACCUGCCCAAGAUCAUCCAUGUGAUCUGCAAGCUGCUGCUGGACAUCGCUGAGCACCGUCAGGUAAUCGAGGAGGACAUGCUGGACGUCAAUGACAUGACCGCCGAGGAGGAGGUGGAGUUUGAGCGCUACUACGACUUUGGCUUCACCAAGGGUAGCUUCGGCGGAGGCAGCAUGGGGGACCGGCCCCGCUUACCGGGACCCCCAACCAAACACCGACACGCCAACGAACCGGCCCUCUUCUACCACCGCAAGAGCCUGAGCUACAGCGAGUCGGACGUACAGAGGCUAGGCUCUGAACUCCACCUGCUGACCCAACCUCUCUCCAACUUUCUAUCCACUAGCAACUUGCCUGUGGCCUGUUCUUCCUCCCUGACCUCCCUGCAUAGAACCCUGGCCACGGUCAGCCCCGUCACCACCACGUACAGCUCCCAAAAUGGAUUCUUUCCCCAUGGGUCCCUCUGGGAGCAGAAGAGCCUGGCGGAGGGAUCCCCACUCCUAAAGAAGAGGCAGAAAGCCUGCCAGAGCAGCGAGUCUGAGUGCCACCCUAAGCAGAAAACGUUUGGCAGCAUGUUGUUUAGGUGGAGGGAGAAGUUAGCGAACAAUGGGAAUGUGUCCAAGGUGUUUCAGAUAGAGGAGUCAGAGGUGCCCUUCAUCACCAUCCAGACAGAGCUGUCCAAGGAGGCCAGGCGCGUGCUGGUGGCCCAGGCCCUGGCGGUGGAUCUGGAGCUGGAUGGAGAGGAUGAACACUUGGAGAGACUCCACGCCUGGCAGUCUGGGUUAAACAUGGGAGGGGCGUGGGAGAGGCUGUGUACAUUGGAGAAGGACCCAUUUGUGCUCUCUGGGCUGAUGUGGACCUGGCUGGAGCAGCUGAAGGAGCCAGUCAUCUCUGUCAGAGAUGUACAGAAACUGGACCUUAACGACAGUGACCCUGCAAACCCAGAGGCUGUCUUCAAACCACUGGACCAGGCUCCCAGGGAGAUGUUGAUGUGCAUUCUGGACUGUAUGGCUCAUGUUCUCACAAUACCAGAAGAGGUGGAGGCUGCUUUCCUGGAUCGCACCAUCAAGGCUUUCACCAAGAUGGGAAAAUGUUCAGCGGUGUAUCCGGCCAUGACAGAGAUCCUCAGGCUGGUCCUACAUGACAUGAGGUUUAUAGCCAUAGAGGAGGAUGAGGUACCAUUUAUGCCUCCCGGCCCUAUUAUGCUGACUCCAUAGCCCUGCUGGAUUCUGUUCCAGACUGUCCCUAUGUAGAGACUUGUUAUAUAUUAAACAGCCAUAUACAGUGGCAAGAAAAAGUAUGUGAACCCUUUGGAAUUACCUGGACUUCUGCAUCAAU
This is a messenger RNA of Oncorhynchus tshawytscha (Chinook salmon), 4103 nucleotides long. RefSeq names its product protein tyrosine phosphatase domain-containing protein 1-like. Gene Ontology annotation, molecular function: protein tyrosine/serine/threonine phosphatase activity. NCBI's taxonomy places the organism in Eukaryota, Metazoa, Chordata, Actinopteri, Salmoniformes, Salmonidae. The transcript has 10 exons. The record is from RefSeq and is a predicted model, not a curated record. Bases 1925 to 3982 code for a protein of 685 amino acids. Gene Ontology annotation, biological process: protein dephosphorylation; cilium assembly.